GAGGGUGAGGUAGGGGGUUCUGCAUGAGCUCCUUAAAGGACAAAGGUAACCGAGCUGGCGAGAGAGCGCGAGGGAGACUCUGACUUCAAACCAGAGAAUCGGUGGAAGUGAGAGCGCCGCCGCCGCUCUGCCUGCAGCGCUGUCUAUCUAACCGCCAGCAUCUUCCCAGCCGGGUCCCGGGGAGCAGGCGACGCAGGCGAGCCAAGCGCCAGCCGCUGCGGCUGCACUCGCGCUCACCAUGGGCUCGGCGCGCCGGGCGCUGUCGGUGGUGCCGGCCGUGCUGCUGGCCCUCACGCUGCCCUCGCUGCCCGUCUGGGCGCAGAACGACACGGAGCCCAUCGUGCUGGAGGGCAAAUGCCUGGUGGUGUGUGACUCGAACCCGGCCACGGACUCCAAGGGCUCCUCUUCCUCCCCUCUGGGGAUCUCGGUGCGGGCGGCCAACUCCAAGGUCGCCUUCUCUGCGGUGCGGAGCACCAACCACGAGCCCUCGGAGAUGAGCAACAAGACGCGCAUCAUUUACUUCGAUCAGAUCCUGGUAAAUGUGGGUAAUUUUUUCACACUGGAGUCUGUCUUUGUAGCACCAAGAAAAGGAAUUUACAGUUUCAGUUUUCACGUAAUUAAAGUCUACCAGAGCCAAACAAUCCAGGUUAACCUGAUGUUAAAUGGAAAACCGGUAAUAUCUGCCUUUGCUGGGGACAAAGAUGUUACUCGCGAAGCCGCCACCAAUGGAGUCUUGCUCUACCUGGAUAAGGAGGAUAAGGUUUACCUAAAACUGGAGAAAGGUAACCUGGUCGGAGGCUGGCAGUAUUCCACGUUCUCGGGCUUCCUGGUGUUCCCCCUAUAGAAUCCAUUUCUCCGUGGCGUUCACCAGGUGAGGGGCGGCUCACCACUGAGUUAUUGGAAGAUCAUUUUCUCAUCCUCGGAGUGAUGUCUUAUUGGUUUCAUGGGUCAGUAUGGAUUCUCUUUCAGGAUCCCAGGCUGUCCAGACCAAUCCAGCUUUACCGAUUACUUUUGCGUGCCUGCGCUCCCUAUGUGUGGAUCAGGACUCGGCAGACAAUUCCUAUCUGUGCGUCCGUGUAACCGUUAUAGACUAUCUGCAGAUUCCUUCUGAAUUUAAUUUCCUGGAAUUACUGAAUUCGUUGCAGAUGUGGAAUUUUAUCUAUUUGUUUUUAAAAGACUGGCAAGUGGGUCUAAGAAUGAGAAGAUGCAAGAGUUCCGAAUUCAAUCAACGGUUAGUGCGAGGCUGCCAAAGAGCUUACCUGUGUUGGUACAUUGGUCACGCGUGUUCUUAUUCCUUUGGACUCGGUUUGUUUUUGUUCAGUGUAGGUACCUGGGAGUUGUUUUGCGGUGACUGGUUUUGUGUUUUCUCUACCAAUAGGGUAAUGAAUGGCUUGCCCGCAAACUUACCCUAUGAGAUCCCCAACAUGACUUCCCUUGAAAAAAAGAAUGCUUCAUAGUUUUAUUUUAAUUAUAUAUGUGAAAGAGUCAUAUUUUCCAAAUUAUAUUUUCUAAUAGGAAGAAUAGGUCAUAAAUCUGACAAGGAAAUGUUGCUUACCUGAGUUCUACCUGCUCAACCCCCAAACUUCCCAAAACCGCUCUCCUCUACCGGAAAUCUUAUACUUUGUUGCUCGACUUUAAUUAACAUGAUUGAUGAUAAUCACUUUAUUAAACACCUAAGGGAUUUUUCCCCUUAGCCAUGACCACUUUAUUAACAGGUGAUGGGAUGCCCUUGUUUUUAAUUAUACCUAUGUUUCCAACCUUCUGUUGUGUUUGAAGUAUCAUCUGGUUUUGCCUUAACUCCUUGAAUUGUAUAUAUUUAUCUGUUUAGCUGAUAUGAAAUCCAAAUAUCCCAUAUCUAAACUUAGUGCAAUAUCUUAUUUUGUCUUUUGUACAGAUCAUAUGAAUUCAUAAAAUUAUUUAUGUCUCUGUUAUAGAAUAAAGGUUAAUAUAUGUUAGUUGAA
Myotis daubentonii (Daubenton's bat) is the source of this 1961-nucleotide messenger RNA. RefSeq names its product cerebellin 4 precursor (gene CBLN4). The coding region runs from base 239 to 844 and encodes 201 amino acids. NCBI's taxonomy places the organism in Eukaryota, Metazoa, Chordata, Mammalia, Chiroptera, Vespertilionidae. Gene Ontology annotation, molecular function: protein binding. Gene Ontology annotation, cellular component: synapse. The transcript is spliced from 3 exons. The record is from RefSeq and is a predicted model, not a curated record.